This is a messenger RNA of Malus domestica (apple), 1281 nucleotides long. RefSeq names its product nuclear transcription factor Y subunit B-like. NCBI's taxonomy places the organism in Eukaryota, Viridiplantae, Streptophyta, Magnoliopsida, Rosales, Rosaceae. Gene Ontology annotation, molecular function: DNA-binding transcription activator activity, RNA polymerase II-specific; RNA polymerase II cis-regulatory region sequence-specific DNA binding; protein heterodimerization activity. Gene Ontology annotation, biological process: regulation of transcription by RNA polymerase II. The record is from RefSeq and is a predicted model, not a curated record. Gene Ontology annotation, cellular component: CCAAT-binding factor complex; nucleus.
ACCCGCAGCAGAACACGGAAUCGCUCUCCCCUCUCUCUCUCUCCUCCGCAAAUAUAAAAAGGAAAAACCAACGGUGCUGAUAAGCAUCACUCUCAUCCCAGUCGUCUCCUCUCUCCUUUCUUCUCCAGCGUCCGAUCUAAAAUCCUCCCUGCAAUCUGCAUCUCUCGCGCCAAAUAAAAUCAAACAGCUAGGGUCUCAAUGGCGGAAGCUCCCGUGAGUCCAGGCGGCGGCAGCCACGAGAGCGGCGGCGACGGGAGCGGAAGCCCGCGCUCCAACGUUCGGGAGCAGGACCGGUAUCUUCCGAUCGCCAACAUCAGCCGUAUCAUGAAGAAGGCGCUUCCUCCGAACGGCAAAAUCGCCAAGGAUGCCAAGGAAACCGUCCAGGAAUGCGUUUCUGAGUUCAUCAGCUUCAUCACCUCCGAGGCGAGUGACAAGUGCCAGAGAGAGAAGAGGAAGACGAUCAACGGUGAUGAUUUGCUCUGGGCAAUGGCAACUUUAGGCUUUGAGGAUUAUAUCGACCCCCUCAAGGUUUACCUCACCAAAUACAGAGAGGUGGAGGGUGAUACCAAGGGCUCGGGGAAGGGCGGAGAUUCAUCUUCCAAGAAAGAUGCUCAGCCAAGUCCAAAUCCUCAGAUUGCUCGCCAAGGUUCUUUCUCCCAAGGAGGGAAUUACUCAAAUUCUCAAAAUUGCAAGUAUAUGCUGGAUGAUCAUUUGCUUGUGGAAAAUGGAUAAGGUUGUCUCUAUGCAAAAUAAAGUGAAAGCUGCACUCCUACACUUAAACAUGCAUGGUUUGAGUGACAUGUUUCUGGUAACAAUACAUUAAUUUGGCUUGACAUGAAACAGUAGUGUAAUUUUGGCCACCCUGAACGUCUGUUGAAAGUUUCUGCAGAGUUUGUAGUUGCUGCUAUGUUUUUCUUUUCACCCAAUGCAUGCUAGGUAGGUGUGUGCCUUCCAAUAGUUAAGGCUAGCGCUAUAAUGUAUACAUUUGGCUGGGGAGAUAAUGAGAUGUGGCAAGCCACUAAGAGCACUGUAUUGUGUUUUAGUUCCGCUUCGAGCUUUCCAAUAGUUGAGUCUAGCUUCAAUAAUGUUAAAUUUUGGGUAGGGAGAACAUGAGAUGAAUGUCAUACCAGCUGUGCGGCAAAGUUACUGAUGAAAGAUUCUUAAAUCUUCAGAUGACAUUUCUGCAUGUCAAGGAUUUUUUGAGCCUGCCUUUUGUGAUAUUAUGCUUCGUCUGUUUGGCUUGUGUUACAAUUCUAUUGUACAUGAUUAUUGCUUUUCAUU